AGUAGAGAUAUGGUGAUGGAGUUUAAAUGGCUAUUGUUUAUUAGGAUAGCAGUGAUGAGUGUGUUUUUGCUGUUGGAAGGUACUACUUAUGCUUGUUUGGAGCAUGAGAGGAUUGCUCUCUUGCAACUCAAACCUUUCUUCAAUCAUUACGACGAACUAGUCGACUGGGACAAGCCGAAGGGCUCCGAUUGUUGUCGAUGGAAAGGGAUCGAGUGCAACACCACCACGAGACGACUGGUCGGACUCACCCUUAAUUCCACAAGGGAUAGUAGCGAGGGUUGGUAUCUCAAUGCCUCUUUGUUUCUUCCCUUUGUGGGGUUGAAGAGACUCUAUUUGAGAGGGAAUGCCAUUGCUGGUUGCAUUGAAAAUGAAGGUUUCCGAUGGUUUUCAAGACUCCUUAACUUAGGAACUCUUGAUUUAAGUUGGAACCCUUUAGGAAACGACAUCAUGUUCCAAUUGAGUAGUCUUUCUUCCUUGAAGAAUUUAAGUCUGAGAUCCAUUGAUUUGGAAGGAGAAUUGCUUCAUAUUCAAGGGUUGAAUAAUUUGACAAACUUGAGAUAUUUGGACUUGAACUCCAACAGCAUCGAAAGCAUCUUAAACAAAGAUGAAACACAACUGAGGCUAGCAAACCUGGAACGACUUGAUUUGAGUGCUAAUUUCUUUCGGAACACACUGUCCUUCCUUGAAGGACUUUCAGGCCUAAAGUCCAUAGAUAUCGAACAACGAUUUGCAAGGCUCAUUAUAUGUUGAAG
This is a messenger RNA of Hibiscus syriacus, 752 nucleotides long. Its product is annotated as receptor-like protein 56. NCBI's taxonomy places the organism in Eukaryota, Viridiplantae, Streptophyta, Magnoliopsida, Malvales, Malvaceae. Bases 10 to 750 code for a protein of 246 amino acids. The transcript has 4 exons. The record is from RefSeq and is a predicted model, not a curated record. Gene Ontology annotation, molecular function: protein binding.